AAGAGGCAAUAAUGGAGUACCACAAGGGAGAGAAUGUGAUGAGGAGUGAAAAUAUUAUGCAGGGAGGAGCUCAAGACAACACUGUUGAUUGGCGCGGCAAACCUUCCAAACCUCACACCCAUGGUGGGAUGAGGGCUGCAACUUUUGUUCUCGGUCUUCAAUGUUUUGAGAUAAUGGCAAUAGCAGCAGUGGGGAACAACCUCAUAACGUAUGUGAUAAACGAGAUGCACUUCUCAUUGUCAAAGUCAGCAAACGUAGUGACAAACUUUGUUGGAACUGUCUUUCUUUUGGCCCUUCUUGGUGGAUAUCUUUCCGAUUCUUAUCUUGGGAGUUUCUGGACCAUGCUCAUCUUUGGCUUCGUUGAACUUUCAGGCUUCAUAUUACUCUCAGUCCAAGCUCAUAUGCCUCAGUUAAUGCCACCCAAAUGCAACACAACCAAUGGAGAUCUUUGUGAAGAAGCCAAAGGUUUCAAGGCCUUAAUAUUCUUCUUAGCACUUUACUUGGUGGCUUUAGGGAGUGGCUGUGUUAAGCCCAAUAUGGUAGCCCAUGGAGCUGACCAGUUCAAUCCAGAUCAGAGCCCAAAUCAAAGCAGGAAGCUCUCCUCCUACUUCAAUGCUGCCUACUUAGCCUUCUCCAUUGGUGAACUCAUAGCUCUCACUGUCCUUGUUUGGGUCCAAACUCACUCCGGCAUGGACGUCGGUUUCGGAGUCUCCGCCGCAGCGAUGGCGAUGGGGCUCAUCAGCUUGGUCUCCGGUACUUUGUAUUACCGGAAUAAGCCUCCUCAAGGAAGCAUUUUCACCCCUAUUGCUCAAGUAUUUGUGGCCGCAAUAUUGAAAAGAAAGCAGGUUUGUCCAUCAAACCCACAAAUGCUUAAUGGAAGCCAAAACAACAACUUUGUUAAUGGGACCACCGCUGCUCUCUCUUCUGACCCUGGCAAUCUUCUUCAUACCCAAAAGUUCAGAUUCUUGGACAAAGCUUGCAUAAGAGUUAGCCAAGACGCAGGCACAAAAGAAUCCCCAUGGACACUAUGCACCAUUACUCAAGUGGAGCAAGCAAAAACACUUCUCUCAGUCAUUCCCAUCUUUGCUUGCACCAUUGUUUUCAACACCAUUUUAGCUCAACUCCAAACUUUCUCAGUCCAACAAGGAAGUAUAAUGGACACACACCUAACAAAAUCCUUCCAAAUCCCCCCAGCCUCCCUCCAAUCCAUCCCUUACAUAAUCCUCAUCUUCCUCGUCCCGCUAUACGACACUUUCUUCGUCCCUUUCGCCCGGAGAUUCACCGGCCACAUCUCCGGUAUCUCCCCCUUGCAAAGAAUAGGGUUCGGCCUGUUUUUCGCGACGUUCUCGAUGGUUUCGGCUGCCCUAAUGGAGAAGAAGAGGAGGGACUCAUUUCUCAACUCAGACAGGACCAUUUCCAUCUUCUGGAUCACCCCUCAGUUCUUGAUCUUCGGACUGUCGGAGAUGUUCACCGCCAUAGGCCUCAUCGAGUUCUUCUACAAGCAAUCCUUGAAAGGGAUGCAGGCUUUCUUGACGGCCAUGACAUAUUGCUCCUACUCUUUUGGCUUCUAUUUCAGCUCGGUUCUGGUUUCUCUCGUCAACAAGAUCACCUCCAACUCUAAUGGAUCAGGUUGGCUUAGUGACAAUAAUCUCAACAAAGACAGGCUUGAUCUCUUCUAUUGGCUAUUAGCAGUCCUUAGUUUCCUCAACUUUCUCAACUAUCUCUUUUGGUCUAGAUGGUAUUCAUAUAAUCCAUCUAUAUCAACUAGUGGGAAUGGUGGUCACCACAACAUGGAUGACCAAAAUAAGCUCCAUACCUCCAAUUUGUCAAAAAGUAAUAAUGUCCAAUUGGAUGAUGAGAAUAUACCUUAGUUGUGACAAUUAUGUUAUGAUAAUAUAUAUAUAUAAAUAUAUAUAUAUAUAUGCUAGAUUUUAUUGGUCUAGCAGGGUCUAUAUAUUGUGUAAUAUAUUUAAGUAGAGUCUAAGAAUCAUUCAAGGAUGGGAAAUUCAAGUAGUGCUCUCUUGAGGCUUGGUUUAUGUACAGAAAUAUAAUGCUACGUAAGGCACAAUAUAUGGUAAAAGUUACAA
This is a messenger RNA of Morus notabilis, 2087 nucleotides long. RefSeq names its product protein NRT1/ PTR FAMILY 4.3. The coding region runs from base 12 to 1871 and encodes 619 amino acids. Gene Ontology annotation, cellular component: membrane. The record is from RefSeq and is a predicted model, not a curated record. Lineage: Eukaryota; Viridiplantae; Streptophyta; Magnoliopsida; Rosales; Moraceae. Gene Ontology annotation, biological process: transmembrane transport. The transcript has 5 exons. Gene Ontology annotation, molecular function: transmembrane transporter activity.